AUGGGUUUCAACUAUGGCAUCCUCAUCCUCCCUAUCCGCGCCGUCCAGGCCCUAUUCUCUAUCAUCGUCCUCGGGACUCUCGCAUAUGCCGCCGACCGCCUCUUCGACUCCCCCUCCGAGAUCAACUUCCUCAUCUUCGCCUCCGUCUGGACCCUCCUAGCACUAGCCUACCUCAUCCUCGCGCCCAUGAAAUUCCCUCAAUUCGCACACAAAUUCGCCAUCCUGGGCGUCGAGGCUGUAACCAUGAUCUUCUGGUUCGCGGGAUUUAUUGCCUUGGCUGAUCUGCUGGGUGAUGCGAGGUGUUCCGGGAGAGGUGGCAGGGGAAAUGGUGUUUGUAGGAGUAGUAUUGCCGGGUGUGUGUUUGCGGCUUUUGAGUGGAUCCUCUUCGCUAUCACAACGGCCGUUUCCGGACUUCAUGCUUGGAAAAACAGGAAUGAGACGACUGUCAAGCAAGAUCCAGCUGCUGAGGUUCAUAACCCUGUCUAA
Messenger RNA from Cadophora gregata, 486 nucleotides. RefSeq lists its product as uncharacterized. Gene Ontology annotation, cellular component: membrane. The coding region runs from base 1 to 486 and encodes 161 amino acids. NCBI's taxonomy places the organism in Eukaryota, Fungi, Ascomycota, Leotiomycetes, Helotiales, Ploettnerulaceae. The transcript has 3 exons. The record is from RefSeq and is a predicted model, not a curated record.